AUGUUAAUAAAUCAGUGCCGAAUUUGUGGCAAGAACAAUAUUUGUGCAAAGAGCCUUAAUCUAUUUGAUACAGCAAAUAGAAAAUAUGUGAAACAUAUUUAUUUAUUAACGGGUCUAGCAUUAGGGGUCCUGGCAAAUGCUCCUACCUACAUCUGCCAUUGCUGUCAAUCGGAUCUCAAAUUAUGCAUGACGUUUCGCAAGCGAUGCAUCAAAACUCAAAAGAAAUGGGAAACCCUCUCACAAUCGGGACAGGAUGUGGAUUUGGAGUCGCAUUCCUCAAUGAGUGAAAUAGAAACAAAAGUGGAAGAAACUAUUCAGGUGAUAGUCAAAGAGCAGUUUAACAUUCAGGAUGAGUUGAUCAAUGAGGAAGAAGAUCAUUUAGGGCUGGACAAAGAAGAAAUAUUAGCAACAAAUAUAGGCAGGAGUAAAGAUAAAAUGGUUAUGGACACUAUCAAGGAUACACUUACACACUUUGAUGAUAAUAAUAACAACAAAUUAGAUGACCAUAAUAAUGACAAGGGUUUCCUCCCUUUGGAUAUUCCAACGAAAACACGUAAAUCAAAAGGCGAAGUAAAGUUGUUUAUAUGUGAACUUUGUGGUCUUCAUUUGGGAACAAAAGCAUCUCUGGGACGACACAUUUUGAAGCAUACGGGCAAACGCCCCUUUGGAUGCAAAGAAUGCUCAGCAAGAUUUCUAACAGCUGCCGAGUUGCGUUCACAUCAUCUAGUCCAUACGGGAGAGAGGGCGUUCCCCUGUAGAUUUUGUGAGAGGAAGUACGUUAGUUAUAUGGGAAGAUUGAGGCACGAGCGUAAUCACACUAACGAACGAAAUUUCGUCUGCGAUGAAUGUGGCAAGGCAUUCACAACUGGAUAUAUACUAAAGAAUCAUAUGCUGAUACAUUCGGGCGAGCGGGCAUAUAGUUGCGAUGCCUGUCAGCGCUCCUUUCAGCGGAAAACUCAUUUACGCACCCAUUUCCGGAGUAAUACACACCAACAGAAUCUGAAAAAGACGCAGCUUCAGGUGUCACCAAUCACCAAAGUGUAGAAUUAAUAGAUUGUUAAAUUUUCCAUUGAAAUAUUUCAAAUAUACUUCAUGAAGUAAA
Messenger RNA from Drosophila willistoni, 1102 nucleotides. RefSeq names its product transcription factor Ouib. Gene Ontology annotation, molecular function: zinc ion binding; RNA polymerase II cis-regulatory region sequence-specific DNA binding; DNA-binding transcription factor activity, RNA polymerase II-specific. Gene Ontology annotation, cellular component: nucleus. NCBI's taxonomy places the organism in Eukaryota, Metazoa, Arthropoda, Insecta, Diptera, Drosophilidae. Gene Ontology annotation, biological process: regulation of transcription by RNA polymerase II. The coding region runs from base 1 to 1044 and encodes 347 amino acids. The transcript has 4 exons. The record is from RefSeq and is a predicted model, not a curated record.